GGACCUGUGAGCUCAGCCAGCACCGUCCUCAUCCAGCAGAGCCGCUGCUGCCAAUUAUGGACAGCCGGCAUCGAUAUUUUUGGUGACGCUGCGCUCGGACCAAACGGAUCGGGAAUAUUUCACUGGAGAACUAUAUUUCAUUUUUAAAGAUGGGAUUAUACAGAAGCGAUCAGAGGGGAAUUACUUGUUUGGUCGGAAUAAAAAAGUCAGUGUGAAGCGGCUUCAGACGGGCCAGCAGAGCCAGACACGACGACAUGGCAAAAAUCUGCAGUGAAAAGUCCUUUUCAGGCAGACACCGGCUGCCCACCAACACGCACGAAGACGAGCUCGCUGUCGUUGAAAAUGGAGAGAGCAGGGCUCAGUCUCUUUGUGAAGACAACUCUGAGAGAGCGCUGUCUUCAGACUCCCACAGAAACUCAUUUACAGGUGCUGGGGCCAUGGCCAGGCUCUCUUACUUCUUCUUCAUGCUGUGGAACUGGGCGUCUCACAGAAUAAACCCUGAAACAGAGAGGCAAGACUCUUUCCUCGACCGCUUCAGAGGCCCUGAGCUCAAAGACAUCUCCAGUCGAGACAGCAAUGCCCAGUCUACGGGCCACAACGACACAAUUCGAAAGAGAAAUCUCGCCAGUAAUUGGCCGCUAGCUACUUACAACAUGAAUAACUGCAACAACACAGACGACAAAAAAGAGGACAAGGAGGAGAUUAAAAAAGAUGAGAAAAAAGAGGAGGAGAAAAAGGACGAGAAGAAAGACGGGGACAAGAAGGAAGAGGAGAAGAAGGAUGAGAAGAAGGAUGAGAAGAAAGACGAGAAGAAAGAUGAUAAGAAGGACGAUAAGAAAGAUGAUAAAAAGAAAGAGGAGCCACCGAAAGAAAUCUGGAUUAUGGAUCCAGCUGCAGACCAGUACUACAAAUGGCUGACUGUCAUCGCAGGCCCAGUAUUUUAUAACCUGAUGAUCAUCGUAACGAGAGCCUGUUUUAAUGAACUCCAGGACUCAUAUGUAAAGCUCUGGUUAGUCUUGGACUACACCUCAGACAUCAUCUACUACGCGGACUCGUUCGUCAGAUCGAGAACAGGUUACCUGGAACAAGGCCUGCUGGUAAAAGAUAAGGGGAAACUGAUAGCCAAAUACAGAACAACAUCUCAGUUCAAAUACGACAUGAUUUCAAUGAUCCCCACUGAUCUACUGUUUCUGAAAUUCGGAUACAACAACCCGGAGUUCAGAUUUAACCGUCUUUGCAAAAUCUCGAGGCUUUUUGAAUUCUUUGAGAGGACUGAAACCAGAACCAGCUUCCCCAACAUGUUUCGUAUCAGCAAUCUCGUACUUUAUAUCCUCAUUAUUAUCCACUGGAAUGCUUGUAUGUUUUUUGCCAUUUCGAAAACUAUUGGUUUUGGAUCUGACACGUGGGUAUAUCCUAAUAUCAGUCACCCGGAGUACGGCCGAUUGACCAGGAAGUACAUCUACUCCCUGUAUUGGUCCACACUGACCCUCACCACCAUUGGAGAGACCCCUCCACCAGUGCGGGAUGUUGAAUACCUGUUUGUCAUUGCUGACUUUCUUACCGGUGUGCUGAUCUUUGCUAGUAUUGUCGGUAACGUCGGUGCCAUGAUCUCCAACAUGAAUGCCUCUCGUGCCGAGUUCCAGGCGAAGAUCGACUCCAUAAAACAGUACAUGCAGUUUCGAAAAGUCACCAAGGACCUGGAGGCCAGGGUCAUCAAGUGGUUUGACUAUCUGUGGACCGAGAAGAAGACCUGUGAUGAGAAGGAAGUUUUGAAGAACCUCCCAGACAAGCUCAAGGCUGAGAUCGCCAUCAAUGUCCAUUUGGAUACUCUGAAAAAAGUGCGUAUUUUCCAGGAUUGUGAAGCCGGUCUGCUGAUUGAAUUGGUCCUCAAGCUGCAGCCACAGGUGUUCAGUCCUGGAGAUUACAUCUGUAAGAAGGGGGAUAUUGGCAGGGAGAUGUACAUCAUCAAGGAGGGGAAGCUAGCUGUGGUGGCCGAUGAUGGAGUCACUCAGUUCGUAGUGCUCAGCGAUGGUGCAUACUUUGGGGAAAUCAGUAUCUUGGGUAUCAAGGGCAGUAAAGCGGGCAACAGGAGAACAGCCAACAUCAGAAGCGUAGGGUACUCUGAUCUCUUCGCCCUGUCCAAAGACGACUUGAUGGAAGCUCUCACUGAGUAUCCAGAUGCCAAAAAAGCUCUGGAGGAGAAGGGGAAAGCCAUCUUGAUGAAAGACAACCUGAUCGAUGAGGCGGUUGCCAACGCCGGCGCCGACCCCAAAGACCUGGACGAGAAAAUUGUCAAACUGCAGAGCAACCUGGAAGCCAUGCAAACCAAGUACGCCCAGCUGAUGGCGGAGUUCACCUCCAGCCAGACAAGGAUGAAGCAGAGGGUCACUGAGAUGGAGGCCAAAGUGAAAGGCAUACAACCUGAGGACCUGUCAGAGGUGGUGGCCGACAAAGACAAAAAAGUCCAGUAAUGUGAGCGAUACUCAAGGACUUUACAGGAAAUGAAGGGAUUUUUCAUUUAGAAUAGAAGAGCGUCACUUUUUAAAGGUCCAUGUUUAUAUCUAUUUAUACAUCUCUGUUGAUUAUCACUGUAAUGUGUCAAAUUGUAAACAAAUGUACAGUGUAUACAGCAAAUAUUUUUGUUUGCAUGCUAUGAUUGACAGCCAAUUUCACGUUGUCAAUAAACUACCUGAGUAUUCUGAUCAGAGGCACUUGUGUAUGCAAAACAAACGGCUUUUAAUAGCCUUAGAAUAAAGUUUUUUUCCCUGAUCACUAUCGACAUUUUCACCAGAAAACAAAGUGAUCUAUCUAUAAAGUAUGAACUGCAGUUCAUGCACAAUUAUGUCUGUUUGUCUGUGCUGUUUUAAUCUUGCUCUGUGAAGCACUUUGGGCUGUGUGUUGUAUAAAAGGUGCUAAAGAAAAAAAAAAAAAAAGAAUGCAACUGCAAUAUCCAUUUGAUACGGUAGGUGAAUGCACAAAAUAAACCCAAAUGCAGUUCUGUUUAUAAGUUAUCAGCACACACUAUCAGUUGUAAAUUGCAAUGUUAUAUGUAA
This is a messenger RNA of Epinephelus moara (kelp grouper), 3053 nucleotides long. RefSeq names its product cyclic nucleotide gated channel subunit alpha 3a (gene cnga3a). Bases 255 to 2471 code for a protein of 738 amino acids. The record is from RefSeq and is a predicted model, not a curated record. Gene Ontology annotation, biological process: monoatomic cation transmembrane transport. Gene Ontology annotation, molecular function: intracellularly cGMP-activated cation channel activity; intracellularly cAMP-activated cation channel activity; cGMP binding. NCBI's taxonomy places the organism in Eukaryota, Metazoa, Chordata, Actinopteri, Perciformes, Serranidae. Gene Ontology annotation, cellular component: plasma membrane; intracellular cyclic nucleotide activated cation channel complex. The transcript is spliced from 9 exons.